Messenger RNA from Misgurnus anguillicaudatus (oriental weatherfish), 2368 nucleotides. NCBI's taxonomy places the organism in Eukaryota, Metazoa, Chordata, Actinopteri, Cypriniformes, Cobitidae. The record is from RefSeq and is a predicted model, not a curated record.
ACUAUUAAUUGUCUUUUUCAGGAUAGUAAACAGAAGAAAAAAGCAACAUCAAACCUGAACAUACAAGUGCAGAACCUGAUCUGUCUGACUCAUGGAUCACAAGGUUUCUAGACAGCCCUUUGUGGUAUUUGGAAACUCUACAUCAGUUCAGUUUGAUCAUGACAACAUUCUACUGGGAGAAGAAUCACCUCUUCUUAAAGAUGAAGUUUUCUUCAAGAUUGAUCCUGUACAGAUGAAGAUAUCAGGAAGUCAGGUCUCAAUAAUCAACAUGAUUAACCACGAUACUAAACAUCACCUGGACUCUGCGGAUCAGCUCAUUGGUCAACUAAUGCAUGACAAUGAAAUCUCUGCCUUCAUCUUUGUUGUGCGUCUGGGUCAGUUAACAGAUGCUGAUAAGAUGUGUCUUGAAUGGCUACAGAGAGUAUUUGGUGACAGAGUUCUUCAGUUUAUGAUGAUUCUCUUCACUUAUGAGAGAAAAGAAGAGUUUGGCUCCUUAAUAGAUGAUCUGAAGAAAAACACUGUUGAAGAAAAGCUGGUGAAGAAAUGUGGAGGAAGAUAUCACAUCUGCAGCAAAACCAUGAACAACCAAUCAGAGAUGAGUGAACUGAUGAGGAAGAUUGACCAUCUGUCUAAUGAGAAUCAAGACAAGUACUACACUGAACAGAUGUACAGCACACAGUUAAGAGAAAGAAAAAAACAGAAAAAGAAUGCAGUCCGCCGGAAUGCCCUGACCAGAGGUCAUACAGAAAAGGAGACAGAGUUCCUCAUCGCCAGGUGGCUGCAGCUAGCAUCUGAUAGGAAUGGUGGCUGAAGCCAGAAGACGAACAGGCAGACAACAAAUUAAAAUGUUUCAGUUAAAACUGUUAAUAUUGGAAAAUAUUUGAACUCAUUGAUUUUAAAUUAAUGGGGUGUGUGUGUAUACCUCGUAAUACAUUUUGAGGUCCCCAUUGUUUUACGGUUCGAAAAUUAGUACCUUUUGCCUAUUCUUUUCUAUUCAGGGUAGGCAAGGAUAGUCGAAUCUACAACUAUGUCUCUUAAGUAUAACAAUCACAUUACCUUAAGUGAAGUAAUACUCUAAGAUUAGAUCAUACUCACAUCAAUUUAUAGGGAAGGUCUCAAAGGCCAAAUUCCAGGAUCAUGUUCAAGGCCUCAUGGCACGCCUUUGAUCCUUACGUUUACUGGGGAACUCCCCUAUUAUCUUCUUAUAUAUACGACAAAGUCUCUUUGUUGUUUUUAUGCUCAUUUAACAUUUGUUCCACAUGUUCAGAACACUAAGACAUGUUUUUUCAAAAGUAUUGCAAAAUUGCGUCCGAUGUUGUCACUUCCGGUUGCUGAAAAGCUGAUCACAUUUACUAUUGUAAUGCUUUAUUGAUAGGGGUCCCAAACGCUACUCUAAAUAAACUACAGCUGGUCCAAAAUUCACCUGCCCGAAUACUGACUGGAGCCAGGAUGAGGGAUCACAUCACUGCAGUCUUGGAGUCUUUACAUUGGCUCCGUGUCAGAUUUUGGGUGGACUUUAAAGUUCUUAUGCUUACAUAUAAAGCUUUAAACGGUUUGGCUCCUCACUACCUCACUGAGCUUUUAGUUGCCUACACCCCCGUGCAUACUCUGCGCCCCUCGGAAACUGGCCUUUUAGUUGUUCCUAAUACCCGUUUAAAGCUUAUUUCUUUAGGGUAGCUUAACUCACUGAUAGUAUGUUGUUAUUUUGUGUGUUUUUAUAUUUUACUUUUUUUAUGUAUUGCUUGUAUAAUUGUUUCUUUUUUCUUUUGUGCUGCGCUUUGAGAUGCUACUUUUAAAGGCAGUAUAGAAAGAUGAAGUUUAUUAUUAUUUUUCAAGCUCUUCUGCGCUUUGUCAGACGAAGACAGGUCUUUAAAUCAGACCUGUAAUGUAUCUCUUAUGUUUUGUUCUAUCUAAUACAUGUAUCAAUCUCUCUACUCUUAAUAAACUAGUAAAUACAAAUCCAUAUAUGUGUCAAAUUGUUAAACAUGCAAUUUAAGAGCUGUAUAUAUUCCCAUCUCAGUGAUUAUAAUACUUUGCAUUAAAGCAACACUUGGCAUAUAAAAUAACAAAAGGAGUAAAAUAACAAACCACAGGUUUAUAUUGCUCCCAAGGAUUACAUAUAACAUUAGGUGUACUUGUUACGGCUUCCAAUAAGCUGCUUCCUUCCCCAAAUGCCCCUGUCUGUCAUUAGACUUGUGCUUAAUUAUAUAGUUCACCAAGUGCCACCUAGUGGACAUGAACAAAAUGGCUCCUACAGUACUAUUUGGCUUAAAAAGGUUGGAUAAUGUGCAUCUUACACAACACCAUGAGGAAACAAGCUCAUAAAUCAAACAGAAUGAUGUUUCACGAAAAUCUAAGGCAGCAGAAA